Messenger RNA from Cylindrotheca closterium, 1374 nucleotides. The record is from the annotation of a GenBank genome assembly. NCBI's taxonomy places the organism in Eukaryota, Bacillariophyta, Bacillariophyceae, Bacillariales, Bacillariaceae.
AUGCCCAACAGUUUGUUUUACAUCAUACCUAUUGUUGCCAUAGCCUUGACGGCAUGGCAUUUCAACAAGAAGGAAGGAGAAGAAAUGGAAGAGGAUCCACCAGAAGACAGCUUGGGGGACGUCUCUCGCAAGAUUAUGACUCUCUUGGACACUACAAAGAAGAAGUUUGGAGACAAGUACUUUCAUGUAAAACUGGCGGUUACCCUUCCGGCUUUGCUGCAAUUGAUUAACCAAGCAGAAGCUAGCCGAUCUUCUGACACAAAAUCUCCAAGAGAUGAAAUAUACAGUAAGGCUGGAAAAACCGCGACUGCCAAAGAGCUUGAUGGGCUGGGUGGCUAUUUAGACUUUGCAGAUUGGGCAUACCUAGCCUCAAGGGAUGAAAUAAAGAAAAAGCUUGCAGGACGUGGAUACUCACUGCUCAAGCACCAGGAAGCCAGAGAAUCAGGACAGGUUGGCUAUUUCAUUGCCACCAAUGCCGAUACGAAGACUGCUCUAAUUGGUGUUAAGGGUACCUCCUCUAUGAUUGACGUGCUAACAGAUUGUUGCUCGGCUGCAGUUGUUCGAAAGUUGGACCAAAGUUUUGAUCCCCAAGAUGAGUCAUUGAAGGAGAUCCGGGCUCACGAAGGCAUUCUCUACUCAUCUCUCGCCUUGGCAGAGGACUUGAAACCUUUCAUCAAAGAAUUUUUUCUUCCGCUUGGGUACACGCUUCUACUCUGUGGCCAUUCGUUGGGAGCAGGGGCUGCUAGCUUGACAUCCGUCUUACUUCGUUCCCAACAUCCACCUUUGAUGAAAAAAGGCAACAUCAAAGUGGUGGCCUUCGCUAGUCCUCCUGUAUUGGAUCACAAAGCCGCCAAGGCAUGUUCAUCGUUCAUUACUACGAUCGUCAAUAACUCGGACUGCAUCCCCCGGACAAGUCUCAAUAACGUGCAAAUCUUGCUUGAGCUGCUUUCUGGUAUUCAGGAAAAGCUUGUUGAGGCAGGAUUCGACCCCGUUGAUAUGAAGUCGACUUCAGCGUUUUUCGCGAAACUAAGAGAAGGAGCCGCAGGAGAAAUGAUUAUGUCGUCCGAAGAAGGACUCAAGUUACUCAAGAAAGCGCAAACUAUGGUAUCGCAUGACGAUCCUGACCAUCUGUACAUAGCUGGGGAGGUAAUGCUGCUUUAUCAGAAAUGGCAAGAUAGGAGGAAAAUGUCAAAGGGGAAAGAAGCGGAGUCAGAGGAAAAGGCUGCAGAUGAAAUCGUGCCUGAGCCAAAGCUGCCAGGUUAUUGUGUCCUUACUGAUGGUUUCGCAGAACCUCUAAGCAUGAUUGAAAUCAGCAAUGAGAUGGUCGGAGAUCAUCUGUGCGGUUCGCACCGAAUUAUAAUCGAUAGUCUCUAA